AUGAAAUUAUCGGUGCCGCUCAAACUUUUGUACGAAUGCGAAAACUUCCAGCUCACGGUGGAAUUGGACAAUGGAGUAAAAGUGACCGGAAAGCUGAUGCAGAUGGACGACCUCAUGAAUUUAACUCUGGAUGACGUGGUAUUAACAGAGGCAAAUGGACAUAACAUCAAGGUAGAACGAAUGAUGGUACGUGGAUCCUUGAUCCAGUUUAUUGUACUUCCUCCAAUUUUGCGGCACAGUCCGUUUUUGAAAGCUGAUGAAACGAGAGCCUAAUUAGGUCAUCGCCAAUUUUGGCAGGAAAGAAGAAAUGUUCACAUGUGGUCUUCUGUACAAAGUUAUGCCAAAUAUUUUGCUAAUAUGAUUCAGAAGAUGGUCUGUUAGCAGCUGUCGAAAUUGUAUUUUUCAGAUUUUAAUCGCUAGAAUGAAACACAUAUCAAAUAUUUAUUUGCCAAAUAGCACAAUAACGCAGCAUAAAACAAGUAAAGAACAGUAUUUAGCGAAACUACUUCUAUAUCAACCAUCAAGGUUGCACAUUUUAUGUUUGAUACCUUGAGUUCCAUUUUGAUUUGACUUGAGCACCUGUUUCCUCACAUCGAACUAUCUAUAAGAACAUAAAUAAAUGAACGCAGAAUGAAUUAGAUAAUAAUAUCCAGUUUGAAGAAUGAA
Molecule: messenger RNA, 666 nt
Organism: Vavraia culicis subsp. floridensis
Lineage: Eukaryota; Fungi; Microsporidia; Pleistophoridae
Exons: 1
Coding region: 1-273 (90 amino acids)
Biological process (GO): RNA processing; spliceosomal snRNP assembly
Cellular component (GO): precatalytic spliceosome; U12-type spliceosomal complex; U4 snRNP
Molecular function (GO): RNA binding
Source: RefSeq, a predicted model, not a curated record